Amborella trichopoda is the source of this 1205-nucleotide messenger RNA. Its product is annotated as coenzyme Q biosynthesis Coq4 family protein / ubiquinone biosynthesis Coq4 family protein. Gene Ontology annotation, biological process: ubiquinone biosynthetic process. NCBI's taxonomy places the organism in Eukaryota, Viridiplantae, Streptophyta, Magnoliopsida, Amborellales, Amborellaceae. The record is from RefSeq and is a predicted model, not a curated record. Gene Ontology annotation, cellular component: mitochondrial inner membrane.
UCUCUCUCUCUCUAACCCUUCUGGUGCCAUUCUCUCGCUCACUCUCUCUCUCUCUCUCAAAAAAAAACCUCUCCCCUCUUUCGAGUCCCUUUCUUCCUGUUCUCAAAUGCCAUAAUCUCUCUCUCUCUCUCUCUCUCUCUCCCACUUCUCAAAAAGCCAAAGGCCAUAUUCUCUCUCUUCCACACCAACAGCCAGUCCCCCCUCCCCUUUCUCUCUCUCUCACACAAAUUUUCCCUAAUCGCUCUCUCACUUGUACCCUAAUCUCUCUCUCCUCUCUGGGGUCUGGAAUCGAACCCGAGCCUGCUGCCCAGCUGUUCCAAGAGGGUGAAGGAGCUGAAGAUUUCUGAAGAAUGAACGGAGGUGCUCGUAUUAGGUUAAAGGGAUGGCAGCAGGCAGCUGUGGCAGUGGGUUCAGCUGUUGGAGCUCUGUUAAACCCUCGAAGAGCUGACUUGAUUGCUAGCUUGGGAGAGACUACGGGAAAACCAGCUUUCCAAAGAAUCCUUAAACGGAUGAAGGAGAGCCCCGAAGGCCGAGCAAUACUUUUAGAUCGCCCACGUGUGGUUUCAUCAGCUGUUAGCCAUGCUUGGGAAUUACCACCCCACACAUUCGGUGCUGCUUAUGCUCAAUUCAUGGGUUCAAGAAACUUCUCACCCGAUGAUCGACCCCCUGUACGAUUCAUGGAUACUGAAGAGCUUGCUUAUGUGGCCACUCGAGCUCGAGAGGUCCACGAUUUUUGGCACACCCUAUUUGAUCUCCCUACUAAUCUUAUUGGAGAAUCAGCUUUAAAGGUUAUAGAGUUUGAGCAAAUGCUUCUUCCUAUGUGCUUUCUCUCAGCUAUCGGUGGUCCCUCAACGAUGAGUAGCAAGCAAAGGGACCUCUUUCUUCGUCAUUACUUUCCUUGGGCGGUCGGUGCAGGGAUGCGGUGUACUGAUCUCAUGUGUGUAUACUAUGAGAAGCAUUUUGAUAAGGAUUUGGAAGAGGUGAGGGGGAAAUUAGGUAUAGUUCCAGCUCCCAAGCCUGCUUCCAGGUAGAUUUUGCUUUAUGUAAAGCUAGUUUUUGAGGGGUUUUCUUCAUCUACUGAAUAAUAUAUUUAGUUCAUUUUUUAUUUUUUGGAAUUUUCUUGCUUUCUCUGUUUCUUUUUUUAAUUUUUUGUAACUUACUCAGAUAGCUUGAUGUUCUCUUGAUGUGACUUUUUUUUUUUUCUU